Messenger RNA from Trichobilharzia szidati, 4282 nucleotides. NCBI's taxonomy places the organism in Eukaryota, Metazoa, Platyhelminthes, Trematoda, Strigeidida, Schistosomatidae. The record is from the annotation of a GenBank genome assembly.
CUUUGCUGGGGCUCUGUGUUCAAUGUGAGUGGUUGCUUUGCAGGAUUGUGCAUUCCUGAUGUCUUCUCAACAUUUCCAAAUGUGUAUUUACCAUUUUCUGAAGGAUUUAAACAAUUAAAACUUACAUCAAGACAUAUCGAUGCUCAAACCGGAGGAUCAGAGUGAGGACUGUGCCAGAAAUGGCUAUGACUUUUUGAAAUCCAGUCUGUCUGGUAUCAUCACGUAAGUUCGUUCAUUCCCACCUCAUCUUUGUGCAGACCAGACGUACGUUCGAAAAUCGACAAUCUAAUUCAGGAAGUUGCUUCGUUAAAGGAUGUUGAAAAGCUACUCUUCUGUUUGUUGCUCCCUGUGGAAAGUAGUCAAGGUGUUCAUGGGCUCAGUAACACAUCUUUUGGCCUAACUGGCGAUGAUCUGGACGUAUCUUCAAGUUAUGACGUCAAUGCUCUGGGCGUUGGCAUCUUCUCCCCAGGUGGUCAGUCCUCCCUGCAUCUCUCCAACCAGGUAGAACAAAGUCAGGCUUACACAUGGAUUGUAUCUCACUUGGAAGAGAAUCCAUCAACGUGCUUAAGAAAGCACGAGGUUUAUGAUGACUACAGAGCAUAUUGUGAGAAACACCAUAUGAAGACCCUAAAUACUGCAGACUUUGGAAAAGUAAUGAAACGCGCAUUUCCGAAUGUAAAACCUCGACGUUUGGGUCAACGGGGACAAUCCAGAUAUUGUUAUGGAGGCAUGCGUAAAAAGACUGAAAGCCAACCACCAUUUCUACCUGAUCUUACAAACGAAGCUCUUGGAAUGGCAUCUCAAAAUACAGUUAGUAGAUCCGCAGCAUCACCAGGAAGUAGCUCUGGAGGAAGUUUUGAAGCAAGUUCUCAAAUAAAUAUUUCGUCCAGUAGUCCGCUAAUUCGUCUUCUAAAGUCUAAUGGACCUGAUAUCGAUUUAGUCAGUUGGGCUGAUGAUCCAUCCAUAAGAUCCGCUCUAGGCAUUCGUGGUUCAAUCGUGGCUGACGUGGCUCACAUUCUUUUGGAGUAUGCUCACCAAGUUUUUGGAGUGCAAUUUAAGUCAUUGUUUCAACUUGCGCAACAUCUGGUUACAAACCGAUAUGUCAACUCCAGAUCAAAACAUGCGUUCGCUUUAAUCGCCCAUGCAGCUAACCCUCCUGUUUCAUUUUCUCCACCACCUUCCACAGCUCUAGCGGAAGUUCUUCAAAAAGGCGCUGUCAAGUCAGCUUUUGACAAAAUUCGAAAUGGUCGCCAAAAUUCAGCAACCAGUGAUUCAUCUUAUAGAUCGGAAUGCGUUAAAUUAGAAGGUUUUCAUACACCUAUAUCUACAAACAACAGUUCUCCAGCAAAUGCUCUUUCCCAAUCAUCUGUAUCAGAUAACAGAAGUGCAAAUCUCUCUGCAUCUCUUCCUAAUCGUGGUAUGAAUAAUCAUGGAAUGCCAACACUUGCAUCUUCUACUCCUUAUAGUACUGUUCAGAUGCCUCAUUGCAGUACUACUGCACAGCGUGUUGUUGACAACAAAUCAUAUGAAUUAAAUACUGCUGCAUUGUCACAAAAUAGUUGUGUCAGUUCGUAUACAGCUUCUGUUUUGGCAUCUCCAUCUGCUUUACAAUCUUCAAAUCAACAUAUAUCAAAUUAUCCUUUUACUUUUAGUCAAAACCUUCGAAAUAACUCCUUCAAUCAUCCAUAUUCACAUACCGGUUCUUCUGGUCUAACACAUCCUUCAGCAGCAAUGGCUUUGGCUGCAGCUGCUGCUGUUGCAGCACAUCAAAAACAUCAAUCCGGUGCACCAAAUUUUUCCCCUAAUGUUUUCGGCUCUAACUUCUCAUCUCCGCUUGGCCAGAUCGCUGGUCCUAUAUCACCAUCUGUGGAUUCCCGACAUAUAACUGCUAACGCUGUUUCUACUCCACCUGCUGCUCAUCGAGAGAAGCAUUCCGGCAUUUUGGAAACAUCCACACCAACUACCCAAUCCGAUUCAGUCUAUUCAAAUUUGAGUGGUUAUCAUUCUCCGAUCACUGGUAACUCUAUGUAUGCUGCUCAUCAGCACACUUCUCCUUACCCAAGACCACAACAACCACCUGCUCCCCUUCCACCAGGAGUUGGUGCACGUAGUCCGUAUGCUCAAGUUUCACACCUUUCUGCUACAAACACGGACUCCAGUCAGUCAGGAUUCAAACGGACAGUCCCACCUCAUCCUGGAGAAGCCCCAGGUGCAUACGAGCCAUCGCCACGAUUCCAUUUGGGUGGUCAAAGUCCAAGCAAACGUGCUCGUUAUUUGUCAACAGCUUCUGGAUCUAGUACUCUCUCAUUAUCAACAGAUGGUCCACCACUUAGUGGUGGUAGCUGCCCAGAUGGUAGUGAACGUUUUUCUGAUCAAGUGACACCAACUCUGGAUCAAAACAAUUCUGUAGCUGCUCCUUCACCUUCCAGUAGUGGUGGCAGUUCGUCAAACCCUCCACAUAUUCCACCAAAUCCAUCAGGUUAUUCUGGGCCAUGUUCUGCCCCACGCCAAUAUUGUGUUAAUACUCUCGACCAGUCAUCAUCCAUGCCUUCACCAUACUAUCCUGGUCGCUAUGAAGGACUAGAAAUGCACAGCCCUGCACCCCCUCCACACGGUCAUAUUAGGUCUCAUCAUGCAUCAAAUAACACAGGAUCAUCUAGUUCACAAUGGAAUGUUCCUGGAUUAUUGCCGUCUACUAAUAAAAUCAAUUCUUUUGACCAGCAGUCUGAUUAUUUAAUGAACUCAAGAUGCCAAAAUUAUAAUUCCAAUCUUUCCGUAUCAACUUCAGACCGCACUUCUGUUUCAACUGUUUUCCGGCCACCUGUUACUCCCUUCACACUAGAGUUAGAAGGUGAAGAAGAUGGUGAGAACUUGCCUCGACUAGGCACUUCACCAGGACCACAGAUACCACCUAGUUCACCUACUGAGUUUUUACCGUUUUAUUCUGAAGCUGCUAAUAAAUCCGCUCAGGCUCAACUUAGACAGAAACAGUUAACAGAACUCACUCCACGUGUACACAAUACACCGGACAGCGAUGAUCGUGGAACUAAUUCGGAUAAUAGUUCGCCUUGUAUAACGCUUGUAAACAUGAGUCGACCGGAUGUUCGAAAUAAUCCUCAAAUCACAUCUGCAGAAUACGUAACAACACCAAUGACCAAUCCUGUGUCUCACUCUGAUGAACUCUUGUCACCAAGCUUGUCAGAUUCAAAUGACCGUACACUCACUAUCCUUGAUAACUUAGAUGAAGUAAACACACCACCAAUGCCAGAUGGUCUGGCUGAUGCACCGUCUCCAAGUGAGGCAAUGAAAGAAAAUUCGCUAGUUCGAAAACGUGAAGAAUUGCAACACGAAUUAAGCACACCCGGUCCUUCUGAUCGUAGUAGAUCGCCAUCUUGUCCAAAUAACUCAGGUUCAGUCCAGUGUUCAAAUUCCGCAGAUGUGAGUAUCACAGCCUUCUAAUUUCUAUCCAUAGCCCAUAUUUGAUGAAGUAUACUACCGUGCAUUUAUAUAGUUUCGCAUUGACGAGUUUUUGAGUGAAUUAAUUAACGGAUCCGUGCAUUAUUAACUUUAUAUACAUAUUUCUAGUCUGUGUUUAUCUCUUUACAAUAAUUGGGUGCCGGAUAGAUAAUCAAAGAAUAUACGCACGUUAAGACAAUAUAACUAGAUGUAUUCUAGAUUCAGUCUUAAUUUUGCUGAAUAGUAUUCUUUCUACCUCUGACAAAUUUGGUACACAUUCUUUUUUGUUUACCCAAAGUAUAGACACAUAUAGACUGCAAGUUUUACACACUUCCAUCCUUCAUUUUAUUUUUUUACAUACGCUUUUGAUAUAGAAUUUUUCAAAUAACAAAUGACCCCUGUGUUUGUGUGUUGACUCUUGCGUUUUUAUAAAAUAUUUUUUCACUUGGUUCACAUCAUAACCACCAAAGAGCCUUUUUUGAUUGAUGUACAUGCAUAUGUGUAUUUAUAUAUAUCAUGAACUGUAAUUUUUCAUCAGAUUUUCAUAUUUUAACAUUGUGCUUUGUAUUUCUUGACAAUUUUACAACCCAUGGAGGAAUAGAUUGUGGUGGUAAUCGGGUUGUGACUAUAAGUUUUCGCAUAUAUAUAUUUUUGUUCCCGCAUAUACCAAAGUUUUGUAGUUUCAUGUAUGACUAAAAAUUUUUGAAUAAGCAUUUGAGUAAGAAAAACUUGUAAAUUUCCUCUCUCUAUAUUUUUUUGAUUAAAAUUGGAUGACUAUUAUGCUUUAUAAGUGUGAAGACAAAUAUAUACAUAUAUUUUAUCAAGC